AUGGACUACCUGACCCUAAAUCAGACCACACCACCUGGAUACUCGUACCUCGACAACCCCCGCCCUGAACGUCGGGGAGGAGACAUCGCAGUCAUCUUCCAGUACAACCUCAAUCUUUGCCCUAUCUCCAUCCCUGCCACUACCUCAUUCGAACACCUGGUCUUCAGACUCUCUGGUUCACAAUCUCCCAUUGUUGGCAUUAUAUACCGCCCCCCCAAAACCUGUACUUCAUUCCUUUCAGACUUUACAGACUUCUACACACAGCUCUCCUCCAUCUCUCCCUCUGUUCUCCUCCUUGGAGAUUUCAACAUCCAUGUUGAUAAUCCACACUCCAAAUUCACAGCCGAUUUUCUGGACAUUUUAAACUGCCUAAACCUCACCCAGUAUGUAAACUCUCCCACUCACUCUCAUGGUCAUAUUCUCGAUCUCAUCUGCUCCUCUGCCUCAUUAUCAAUCGAUUAUAUCACUCUCACAGACCUCACCCUCUCCGACCACCUAGCCGUCACCGUCGAUAUUGCCAUACCCAGUCAAACUCCCAAACAAACACGCAAAAUAACAUACCGCAAACCCCUCAGCCCCACUACAUUUGCCUCCUCCGUAACUACUACUUUAUCCUCUUCCCCUCACCCCCGUCCUGACUCAUCCACCUCAGAACUCGUCGACCAUCAUAAUCAGAUCCUCUCCUCCUGCCUGAACCAGUUCGCUCCCCUCAAAACUGCCACAGUCUCCUUUUCCACCUCUGCUCCUUGGUACACCCCAGACCUUCACAACCUCAAGAAGAAACGCAGACAGCUUGAAAGACUCCACGCCAAGACUGGUCUUACUGUUCAUGCCGAAGCCUGCAAAUACUUCACCAACACCUACAACACCGCUCUCAAAUCCGCCCGUUCUGAUUAUUUCUCUCAGCUGAUCCGCUCCAAUUCCUCUAACUCACGCACUCUAGCUCUUCCUCUCACCAUCUCUCCUUUGAAACCCAUUCCCCUGUCGACCUAUCCAGAAAUCACAGGCUUUCCUCCUUCUCCCUGCUCUCAACAACCAACACCGCCAAGCUCCUCUCUAACAUGA
Molecule: messenger RNA, 1065 nt
Organism: Knipowitschia caucasica
Lineage: Eukaryota; Metazoa; Chordata; Actinopteri; Gobiiformes; Gobiidae
Source: the annotation of a GenBank genome assembly